AUGGCACCCAAGAAGAAGGUCGAGCGCGCAGCGCAAGAGAACAUCUCCCUCGGUCCUCAGGUGCGGGAAGGCGAACUCGUCUUCGGCGUCGCCCGCAUCUUUGCUUCCUUCAACGACACCUUCGUCCACGUCACCGAUCUCUCUGGCCGCGAAACCAUCUCUCGCGUUACGGGUGGCAUGAAGGUCAAGGCCGACCGUGACGAGUCCUCGCCAUACGCAGCCAUGUUGGCGGCGCAGGAUGUCGCGGCACGAUGCAAGGAGUUGGGCAUUACGGCUCUGCACGUGAAGAUUCGGGCUACUGGCGGCAACGGCACCAAGACCCCAGGCCCAGGCGCACAGUCUGCGCUCCGCGCUCUUGCCCGUUCCGGCAUGAAGAUCGGCCGCAUCGAGGACGUUACCCCAACACCGUCCGACUCGACGAGGAGGAAGGGUGGUCGCCGUGGUCGUCGUCUGUGA
Saxophila tyrrhenica is the source of this 456-nucleotide messenger RNA. It is a transcript of the gene RPS14B, whose product is annotated as ribosomal 40S subunit protein S14B. NCBI's taxonomy places the organism in Eukaryota, Fungi, Ascomycota, Dothideomycetes, Mycosphaerellales, Extremaceae. Gene Ontology annotation, molecular function: structural constituent of ribosome. Gene Ontology annotation, cellular component: cytosolic small ribosomal subunit; ribosome. The record is from RefSeq and is a predicted model, not a curated record. The coding region runs from base 1 to 456 and encodes 151 amino acids. Gene Ontology annotation, biological process: ribosomal small subunit assembly; translation. The transcript is spliced from 4 exons.